AUGGUGCACAUCCCUGUGUCGGCUCUCGGCGUGGGAUGUUGCUGCAGAUGCUGGGGUGAGAGAGGUGUGGGACACGGCUACCUGAAGGGGAUUCCCAGGGAAGACACUUCCGUCUCAGAAUUCACAGGAAAGCACGGAGGUGCAUUUGUACUGAGACCAUCACCCUGGACACGUACAGGAAGUCAGGGGAACAUACAGUACAAACAGGAGACACCGUUCUGCCUCGGAUUUGGACACCUUCUCCCCUACUCCAUGUCAGAUUCUAAUGCACCCAACUUCACCAACCCCUCCACCUUCAUCCUGCUGGGCAUUCCUGGCCUGGAGACGGCCCACAUCUGGAUCUCCAUCCCCUUCUGCACCAUUUAUGCCAUAGCCAUAUUGGGGAACUUCACCAUCCUCUUUAUUGUCAAGAUGGAGCAGAGCCUUCAUGAGCCCAUGUACUAUUUCCUCUGCAUGCUGGCCGUCACCGACCUGGUUGUGUCCACGUCCACCCUGCCCAAAACACUGAGCAUCUUCUGGUUCAAUUCCAGGGAGAUCGAUUUCAGUGCCUGCCUCACCCAGAUGUACUUCAUUCAGUGCUUCUCAGUGAUGGCAUCUGGGAUCAUUGUGGCCAUGGCUUUGGAUCGCUACGUGGCCAUCUGUCAUCCCCUGAGACAUUCCACCAUCCUGACAAACCCCGUGGUGGCCACGAUUGGCCUGGCCGUGGUGUUGCGUGGCUGCAUGAUCGUACUGCCAACUCCCUUCCUGGCGAGGCAAUGGCCAUAUUGCAGAACCAACAUCAUCCCCCACACAUACUGUGAUGGCAUGGCCGUGGUGAAGCUGGCCUGCGCUGACACCCAUGUCAGUAGUUACUAUGGCCUCUCUGUGGCAUUCUUGGUGAUGGGUCUGGAUGUGUUUUUUAUCACCGUGUCCUAUACUCAGAUCCUCAGGGCCAUCUUCAGCCUCCCCACAAAGGACACCCGGCUCAAGACUUUUAGGACCUGCAGCUCCCACCUCUGUGUCUUCUUAGCCUUUAGCAUCCCAGCUCUCUUCUCCUUCCUCACUCAGCGGUUUGGCCAGAAUGUGCCCCUGCAUUUCCAUGUUCUCAUGGCCAACAUUUACCUCCUGGUGCCCCCCAUGUUAAACCCCAUCAUCUACGGGUUGGGGACCAAACAUAUUCGGGACAGGCUGCUCCAGCUCUUUACUUGUAAAGGGACCUAA
Molecule: messenger RNA, 1200 nt
Organism: Chelonia mydas (Green sea turtle)
Lineage: Eukaryota; Metazoa; Chordata; Testudines; Cheloniidae
Product: olfactory receptor 52R1-like
Exons: 3
Coding region: 1-1200 (399 amino acids)
Biological process (GO): G protein-coupled receptor signaling pathway
Cellular component (GO): membrane
Molecular function (GO): G protein-coupled receptor activity; olfactory receptor activity
Source: RefSeq, a predicted model, not a curated record